Hyla sarda is the source of this 2057-nucleotide messenger RNA. RefSeq names its product protein ZAR1-like 1.S. Bases 551 to 1402 code for a protein of 283 amino acids. Lineage: Eukaryota; Metazoa; Chordata; Amphibia; Anura; Hylidae. Gene Ontology annotation, molecular function: mRNA base-pairing post-transcriptional repressor activity. The transcript has 4 exons. The record is from RefSeq and is a predicted model, not a curated record. Gene Ontology annotation, cellular component: cytoplasm. Gene Ontology annotation, biological process: translation.
UCACGGUGGCCGGAGCUUUGUGACGUCACGGCCCCCGUGUAAUUUCACACUCCGCCCCCUGAAUACAAGCCUAUGUGAGGGGGCGUGACAGCUGUCACGCCCCCUCAUAUAGGCUUGCAUUUAGGGGGCAGCAAGAUCACGGGGGUCCCCAGCGGCGGGACCCCCGCGAUCAGGCAUAUUAUCCCCUAUGCUUUGGAUAGGGGAUAAGAUGUCAUAGCGCCGGAGUACCCCUUUAACUUUCAGGCACCAGUUGAUUUGAAAACAUUUGUUUUCCCCUUGUUUCCACCGAAGUUCCCCUUUAAAUCUAGCGGGAAAACAUGAAAUUGCAACAAUGUAACAAAAUCCCAAAACUCAAUAUCCUGCUAUAGUAUUAAGGCAGUCACAUGAUUUUUUGUUACUGUAGCGCCACCUAUAGCCCAGUGAGAUGUACUAUGAGAGUUGUAACGGCAGCCUGACAGUGAAGGGGUUAAGGCUGCCCGCCCCUAUAAUGGAUGAUAUAAGGGGCAGCUGCUCAGGCCUCUUGGUUGUUGCAGGAAGCUGAUCAUUCACUAUGGCUGGAGUCAUGUACUCGCAGUAUCCUCCCUUCCUGAACUAUGGGCCGCCAUACAGACAGCAGCCCCCAUACUACAAGCCCAAGGUGCCCUACUGGAAGCCUCCCUACAAGGGGGUCCCGGGGCCCAUGAAGCCCACCCUUCCCUUUGACUGUCUGGAUAACUACCGGUGGGCUCAGCUGAAGGCCUUGCUCAGCCAGCUGGGCCCGGAGUUCGGUUUGAGUCGGUUUUAUACCAAAGAAGUGGGGGUCCAGGUGAACCCCAGGGUGGAUGCCUCUGUUCAGUGUUCGCUGGGGCCCCGCACACUGAGGAGCCGUAAGGGAGGGCCCUUCCUGUGCCGAGCCGUGCCAGGGCAGCAUGCUGGACUGAGCAUUGUCACUCCGGUCCGCUUCCCCCGCACUGUAGCUGUAUACUCCAGACUGUCCGAUCGGAGGCUGUUCACACUGCCACCUUCCCAGAGCACUGGGGGCAGAGAUGUGGGGGUGCAACAGGAGGACGAGGCCGACGAUGGGGACAUCAGGGCAAAGAGACCCACGUUCCAGUUCCUGGAGCAGAAGUAUGGCUUCUUCCACUGUCGGGACUGCCAGGUUCGGUGGGAGAGCGCAUAUGUGUGGUGCGUAUCUGGAACUAAUAAGGUUUACUUCAAGCAGUACUGCCACAAAUGUCUGAAGGGCUGCAACCCAUACUACGUGGAGUCCAUCGAGUGCCCGACCUGCAUGAAGGCGUGGUGCUCGUGCCCGGAGCGGCGACACAUUGACCUGAAGCGCCCCCACUGCCAGGAGCUGUGCGGCCGCUGUAAGGGGCAGAGGCUGUCCUGUGACAAGACGUACAGCUUCAAGUACAUUGUGUGAGGGGCGGUGGGCCGCGCUGCCUACUAGACUUAUUUAUUUUGCCGCUGAGGUGAAUUGUAUAGUUUUUGUUUUUUCUGUAAAUUGUUGUGUAAAUAAAAUGGUGAUUUUUGUUAUGGAUGGAUGUAUAGAUGCCUCACUGACCAAUCGGAUGUGCUGGGCUCUCUUGGUGUGGAGCCGGCGUCGUCUGCUGUCACUUUCAUUGACUUUACCCACUGCAGUCUUAAAAUAAACAAACACAAAAACAACUCCACAAUUGUAGUCAAUGUGUAUGAGUCUCCAGUGUAAAGGGGAACUCCACCCCAGUGUAAUCGCUUCUCCGUCAAUACGGCAUCUUUGUUUCUGUGGAAUGAGGUGCAAUAACAGCAGCCACCAUGUAUGGCGCUGUGCCUGAUCAUGCUCCAGUCCAUGAAUUGGCUGAUCGGUGGGAGGAGCUUCAUAGACUGAUACUGAUUGGUCCUGGGGUAUUAAAGAUUCUGCGUCUUAGACUGCCCCCUAGAGGGGAUGGACAAUUACUUUACCUAUUCGCAGGGAAGCUGAUGUCUCCUUAUGGAGACAUGGAAGAUCAGGUCUUAUCCUCCAGUCAUCUCCAGAGCUGCACUCACUAUUCUGCUGUUACAUCAUCUUAUCCUCCAGAGCUUCACUCACUAGUCUGCCG